CUCACCAUUCCAGAAAUAAACUUCAAAACAAGACUUUAGUGCUAUAAACAAUAGACAAGGAAUUACUUAAAAACAGCUCGUCAAUAUGGACUUUGAGGAUGAAGAGGAGGCUGUGCAGCCGCACUACGCACAGAAAUUCCGGGCGCCCAGUGAUCCUAUCCUGUUAGCUGAAUACGAGCUCUUCAAGCCCUCGCCACAGACAUUGAAUCUAUACAGCGAACGGAACCGCGAGGUUUUUGCCGAGGCCUUUAUCGAGGGCAAGCUGGACACCUUGGAAAAUCUGUGCGUUAAGAGUCUGGCCACGCUGGGUAUCCGGGGUAUAUCGCCUACUUUGCUGGCGAGUCCGGAGCUGAUGAGGGUCUUUUACGACGCCUUGGAUGUGGAGUUGCCCUUAAGUGAAUGCUAUUUAAUCGAGGACCAGCGCUUCUGGCGCCGCGUGGUGCUCAGCAAGACUCUGGACAAGACGCUGCACCUGAAGCGCUGGAACGAGUUCGACUGGAAGUCGGAGGGCGUGAGCCGGAAGUUCGUGGAGCAGGUCGAGACCUGCCCGGUAAACGUGAAGCCGGAAAAGAGGCUGGCGCAGUUGGCAGAAAAGGUUUGGGAGUGCGUCAACUCCAUGCACGUGCGCAAGCUGCAGCCGCUGCCCGACUACGCCUUCCUCAGGUACAUCGAGAGCGACCCCGAGGACGAUGUAACCUCCGACUCCUCGGACGAAGAGGAGGUCUCCAGCGAUGAGCCCGACACCGAUCUGGGCAUCGACGGCGAGGGCGAGGAGGAGGAGUCGAGUUCAAGUAGCGAGGCCGCCAUCCAAUUCUUUCGCGUGGAAAGCGAGGACGAGGACACUGCCCGCCGAAAUGCCCGACGUCAGCGCAAUGCCAACCGCCAGCUGGCGCGGGACUCCAUUGCCAAGAAGCGGGAGCAGCACGAGGAGCGCAAGAUAAGGCGCCAGGAAAAGCGGGACGCACUAAGUCAUCCGGACCCGUCCGCCAAGAAGAAAAAGAAGAAGAAGAAGGAGCCGCCCAUACAGGACGUGUUCAAUAUCAACGUUCCGCCUGAAAACGAGGAUGACGAGGACACAAAGCCGGACAAGCGCAACAAGCAGCUGAUGCUGGAGCGGAUCAAGCGCUACGACUACCCAGAUGCCCAUUGCCAUCACAUCGAUCUGGGAUUUGUUCGCUAUUUCGGCAACAUGGUGUCCUUCACGUUGGAGUUUUUGGGACCUCCGCAUGUGUCAGACUAUCACAGCCGCGUUAUGAAGUUUUCAGCCGGCGAUAUGGUGCGUCUGAGCAGAGGGCUACGCUGUUUGCCGAACCUGAAGACUUUCAAGCUGCGAAACGGGCGGAUGGAUCUCAAGAAGUUUCGUAUUUUGGCCCGCGCUCUGGGAACCAUUGAUUCGCUGGAAGAGGUGGACUUCGGUUACGACCAAAUGACGGAUGAGUGCAGCGAAGGGCUGUCCUACUUGCUGAAGCGGCCGAGGAUGUACCGCAUAAUCCAGCUGGAGUACAAUCGUCUGGGCACCAACUCUGCGGUGGUCCUGGGCGAGGCCCUCAGCGAAUCCCAGGAGGGGGUGUUGGAGUACCUGGGACUGGCCCACAACCCGUUGAACGAAUUGGCCAUCCACUCCCUCAUCUCGGGCUUCAUCGGCACCCCGCAUGUGAUGUCUUUCAACAUCUCGGGGAUCGACAGCACCCAGGGCGCCUUUGCUCGGGAUAUUGGCACCUUGCUCCGCAGCCACACACCGCUGGUCAGCCUCGAGAUGGCCGCCAUUAACAUCGGUACCUCCCAAGGAGUUCAAAUACUAAGGUCUCUGGAGAAGAAUUUCAGGGUCUUGUACGCGGACUUCCGGGACUGUGAUAUGGGCAACGAUCAGGAGUUCGAGGUGGACAUGAUAAUUCGUCGUAACAACUACGUGGAAGAGAACAUGCAUCAUGGCGAGAAUCUGUGUGCGGUCAUCAAGGAGCGCCGUCAUCCGAUUGUCCAGCGGAUCGAGGAGGACUUCACGAGACGCAGGGAGUGCCAGAUGGUGCGACCGAAGUUCUCCAGCUCCAGCGAGGAGAGCAUUGCCGAGGUGGUCGAGGAGAAGAAGGUGGUGGAGGAGGAGCGGGACAUCUGGGCCCUCCUGGCCCGAUGGAACCAGCCGGCUGAGCCCGAAGUGAAGACCUCGGUGAUCGCCAAGGAGACGCCCCGCCCCUCGAUGGCAAAGCCCCCGCCCUUUGUCUACGAACCGAAUCAAUUCGAUCUGGAGCAGUUCCGGGAGUCUGUCUUUCUGCCUGGGCCUGGCAACCGCUUUUUCUACCUGCAGAAGAACAAAACUCCCUGAUUUCUAUCGGUUUCCACUACCAAUAAUUGCAUAACAUUGUACUCUGAGUAUAUUUUCGAAGCAUUAAAGGAAACACACUUAGCCUGAA
Molecule: messenger RNA, 2408 nt
Organism: Drosophila rhopaloa
Lineage: Eukaryota; Metazoa; Arthropoda; Insecta; Diptera; Drosophilidae
Exons: 4
Coding region: 86-2320 (744 amino acids)
Biological process (GO): activation of GTPase activity; nucleocytoplasmic transport
Cellular component (GO): nucleus; cytosol; perinuclear region of cytoplasm
Molecular function (GO): GTPase activator activity; small GTPase binding
Source: RefSeq, a predicted model, not a curated record